Messenger RNA from Bemisia tabaci, 4096 nucleotides. RefSeq lists its product as uncharacterized. NCBI's taxonomy places the organism in Eukaryota, Metazoa, Arthropoda, Insecta, Hemiptera, Aleyrodidae. The record is from RefSeq and is a predicted model, not a curated record.
AUGAAUCUUAGAAUGACUGGCUGUUCAUUGUUUAUUUUUUCCCCCAACUUAACCAAAAUGUUUCAUUUAAAUUUCUCGUAAAUUGGUCUAAAUUAUUAUCAUGUCAAAAUUAGAGAUCUCAAUGCUAUCAGAGAUAUAGCAGAUAACCUCAAAACAUGGUUUAAAAUUAAGGUGUGAAAAUAAAAGUGAGAACGAUUUCACUUCGACCAUGAAAGCUGAAAGGAUCUUUCAGAUUGGUGACACUAAACAUUUGAGGAUUUCAAGUGCUUGUGAGUUACAGAAGUCAAAUUUCAGUGAGAAAUUUGACCAAAAUGCUACUAAGAAUGGCAGGGGAGAUAGUGCACAGAUCAUUCCUGCAAAGGAAUCGGGAACUGUUCGGCACAAGGAGAGGAGAAGGAAGGAAAGCUUCAGGAGAGGGGAGAGGAGGGAUGAUGCUAGUGUGAAAGUGGUUCCUCUUCAUAUCAAUGAUGUGAUAGAUGCCUUGAAAUACUGUCAGAGAGGCUCUUUGACUGCUGUUAAGCAGAAUUACAGCAGGCGGAAACUAGGGAAGUUCAGUGUAGAAAAAAUUUCUGGGAAGCACAGGAGAUUUCAAAACCAAGAAGAAAUGUCAGAAAUUGAUGGUCAAUUCAACAGGGAUGCCGAGAGCUUGGUCAGUGAUUUUGUCGAAGAACUGAACAUUAGAUACAUUAAAAAAUGUGAAUCUGAAGUAACGAAAGGCAAAAUUAAGUGUAGGAAAACAUUAGGACGCCAACAGCCAAAAAAGUGGCCGAGGUAUAAAGAAAAAAAAUUAUGCGAGAGAAAUACUAGGGUAAAAAAAAUAACUUCAUAUCAGGGCAGUAAUGACGUAAGUUCACUGACUAUGCUUUCUUAUAUGCCCUUCAACCAAAAUGCCAGCUCAAGAGUGGGGAAAUAUUCUCGCAGAAAAAUUAGGAAUAAACACUCAAAAAUGGGAUCAACAUACAGGGUGGGAGAUGUCGAGACUUCAUCAGAUGUUACCUCCAGGAGGAGAAGAAGGAGGAUUCAAAGCAAAUCCUACAAUGUUUACAAAGAAAAUGACACUUGCGACCAUUUGAAACUGAAUAAUCAUGCACGAGGGAUCUACCGUUCCAAGUCACAGGAAAGCACGUACAAAGUGAGACAUCCACGACAAAAAAGACUGCAGAAAAACCGACUUAAAACUCAUCAUAGAGAUCCAAAACUUCGUAGCAGGAGGUCGCAACUUUCUGUGCCAACUUCAGAGCAAGAAGAUUUAGACUCUUGUGAGCCCAUAGGAAACAGACGACAUAGCAAUCAACAAGAAAGACUGGAAAAAGAGAGUGCUGUAAGAGGUACAUUGGAAGAAAACACAAUAUCUGAUUGGAAUAGAGAAGCUACGGCUAAAGCUGAGAUUUUCGAAAGAUUAUCUGGUCGAGAUAGGAAAAACUUCAAUAACAGCGUAGCAAAUUUAUCUGGGAGAGAUUCCAAAGAAGAUACGAUACCAUUAUAUAACCCAUUUCUCAAUUCAUCCUUUAACUAUGCUCGAGGGGGUAGUCAAGACACUCCCACUCAAAAUAAUUAUGAGAAAAGUAUUCUAGGUCAGUCAAACAGCAGAAAAGAAGAUAGGGAUUUGAGUGAUACUGGCUGCUUGGCGAGAGCGAGAAUGGACGAAAUCAACUCAAACAUGACAAAUCAAUUCAAAUUUGAAGUGAAUCUCGAGAAAAACUUCCAGAUGAAUGGGCAAGUGUCACUCCCAAGGGAUUCUGAUACGAGUUUAAUCCAGCAAAAUUCAAAAAUCGAUGUCAAAAUUGAAACAAGCCAGAUAAAAAUACAAAAAGGACCUGGGAUUUCUCACAUUUGGAAUGGAGGAGAUUCUGAAAAAACUAGCGGCCCAGUAGACAGCUCUGUCAGCAAGAUUCCAUCCGAUACAUUCAACAAGAGAUACAGGAAGAACAGACUUAAUGGGAACUUUGGCAUCCUCAGCAGAAUCAGCGUCCCGGACUUCCAUCAAAAAGAGGUGUUCACAACCAAGAACUUCAGGAGGCCUCAACAAAACAAAAACCAACAAACACAAAAUGAAAACAACAGAUCCUCAAAUGAUCCACUAAAAAACAUAAUGCUAACGCAGCUCGUGAGACAGAAUUCUGGUAUGUCCCUACAAAAAGAAGGCAAGGUUGACAUAAAAAAGCGGUAUCUUUUGGGAAAACUGAGUUCCGACACUGUCUCUAAACCCAAAAAUGUUCCCGCUGGCUGCACCAACAAGAUACCAAACUCAGCUUCUCAUCACUUCGAAGGGUUCGGAAGUAUGGCCAGCAGAUUGUCUGAGGAAGAGGGGUCAGACUCCAGUUUAAGUGAAUCCGUUAUAGUUCAAACGAUGAACCGGAAACAAAGCAAAAUUAAUGAGAGGGAAAGCGGCUUGGCCCUAAGGGAAGUCAAUCAUGGUGGCAAUGAAAGAGAUGGAUCAACUGGUGUGGAUGUAAACGAUCAGCGCUCACGCAGCUUGCAGGAACAUAUACGUAAACAUAGAACCUGCUCCCAUCAACAUACAGAAUGGCAGCAUGGUUGUUUCAAAGAAUCUCCGAAAAACGAAAGAGUUUGGAGUGAGAAUGAGCCCAAGGAAGGCGGCUUUAAAACACUUCCGCAAAAAUGUGCCGUUGCCAGCUGCAACAAACACGCAGUUAUCGAUAUCACAGAAGCCCUAGAGCAGAGCAAACAAAACGAUUGCAAAUCAAAAAUCGAUAGAAAGCCUAAAACUUGUUCCCAUAAAAAACCCGUCGAAAGCACCUCGAGUCACAAAACAUGCUUAUCAUGCACUGCACCUCUGACAAACCAAAACUCAAAAACUCAGCCUUGCAACAGUGCAAAGCGCUCGAUUCCCUCAGAUACCUUCCCUUUAACCGAUAACUUUCCAGGCCACUUAGAAGAUGUCCCGUAUUUCCGCUCUCCGAGUCAAGAGGAUUUCCAGCAGUAUAUCAGUCGGAUGCAACCCUGCAUCAGUGCAAAACAACCCAGCCACCACUUGUCAGCAAAAAAGUACCAUACCCUGCCUGCCAGGAGUGUUAGCCCCAACAAGUACGGCGUGCCAAAUUACUGGGAGACAGGAAACUGUGUGCAUACCCUGACUGAUUACACGAACUGUUCGUAUGCUAACCAGGAGACCUUUGUUUACCACUGCACUCAAGAAAAAGGAGCAAAUAAUUAUGAUUUUCAGCCGGACAAUGAUUUCGAGCCUUUACCAUUCAUGCAGUCGACAAGACCACUUGUUGACUCGAGCGGCCGACCUCUCUUAAUUCUUGACGGUGAUGGACGUCCAUUGAUGAACUAUGAUGGUCAGCCAAUCUUGCCGGAAAACGUCCAAGAAGAUUAUCAAAAAUUAAACGAACUGCUAUUAGAGCGGGAGAGAUCCAAUCAGACAAAUACAUUUUCUUGCUUUGGGUUUCAUUAAAAACUUUCUCUGAACAAAUAAGUUUGAUGAUGAUUUUGUAUAAAGGGGUGACCAUAAAAAAAAAUUAUCCGGUUCACUCUGUCAUCUUGAGAAAAAACUUUACUUGAGCAUGUUGCAAAAAUUCCUUAAAAAUAUUUUUUUUGGCGGAGAAACAGAUAAUCUUUCUGAAACUUCCCACGUCCACUAUCUUGAAUGGUGAAUAAAUUUUUCUGAAUAUUUUGGAGAAAAAAAUUCUGGAGUUGUUCAGCGAACUCAUACUAAAUUGAAAAAAUUAGGUGAUGUCAAAGUGUUCAAAUUGAUUUUAUUCUUUGCACAGGCUCAAGGCAUUUUCAGCUGACUUCUUCAAAAAGGCUUUGAUCCAAUGCAUCAAGACUGAUAAACCCCCCCCCCCCUUUUCUUUAAACAACAUGGUGCUGCCUUUAUCUCCAUUUACCACACAAAGUUUUGUUGGGGCAUUGUUGCUCGAAUGUACAAACAUUGUUUAGGUUCUAUGGUUUACUUUGUCUUGGUACUGUGACUUUUUUUAAUAUUUUAUUUUGAAGGGGUGCUAAUCCUUUAUUUCAUACUGAGUUAGUCUAGUUUUAAAUUAAUGCAAAUGCUCGUAUGGGUUGACAGUACUGUGCUUCUUUUAUCAUUGCAAGCGAUGUGAUAAAUAAAACCAACUAAGAAACCUUA